Molecule: messenger RNA, 1153 nt
Organism: Tauraco erythrolophus (red-crested turaco)
Lineage: Eukaryota; Metazoa; Chordata; Aves; Musophagiformes; Musophagidae
Product: 3 beta-hydroxysteroid dehydrogenase/Delta 5-->4-isomerase-like
Biological process (GO): steroid biosynthetic process
Molecular function (GO): oxidoreductase activity, acting on the CH-OH group of donors, NAD or NADP as acceptor
Source: RefSeq, a predicted model, not a curated record
GAGCAGCAAAGCCCGAGCGAUGUCCCUGGCUGGGAUCCGGUGCCUGGUGACAGGAGCUGGAGGAUUUCUUGGCCAGAGGAUCGUCUGCUUGCUGUUGGAGGAAGAGGAGGCUCUGGCUGAGCUCCGGCUGCUGGACAAAGCCUUCAGCGACGAAGUGCUCGGGAGAUUUGGAAAGUUCCAGGGUAAGACUGAGGUGCAAAUCCUGGAAGGGGACAUCCGAGAUGUGACGUUCCUGCACCGUGCCUGCCAGGGGGUCUCCCUCGUCAUCCACACCGCUUCCAUCAUUGACACCCUGGGCCUCGUGGAGAAGGAGCUGCUCUGGGAAGUGAAUGUGACAGGUACUCAGCUCCUGCUGGAGGCAAGUGUCCGCUGUAACGUCCAGCACUUCAUAUACACCAGCACCAUAGAAGUGAAAGGCCCAAACUGCAAAGGUGACCCGAUUUUCAACGGCGAUGAAGACACAGCCUAUGACAGUACAUCAAAAUCUCCUUAUGCCCAGAGUAAGAAACUGGCAGAGGAAUCUGUGCUGAAAGCAGAUGGCCAGACGUUAAAGGACGGUGGCGUGCUGACGACUUGUGCCCUGAGAUCCAUGUACAUUUUUGGAGAAGGAUGCCCGUUUCUUCAAGGUCAUCUGGAUAACUGUCUGCUGAACAAAAACGUCUAUCUGCGCUUCUCCAGGAAGGAGGCUUUGGUGAACCCCGUGUACGUGGGGAACGUCGCCUGGGCACACGUGCAGGUGGCCAAAGCCCUGCAGGUCCCUCAGAAAGCCAAGCACAUCAGGGGCCAGUUCUACUACAUCUCCGAUGACACUCCUCACAUGAGCUAUGCAGAUCUAAAUUAUGAGCUGACCAGGGACCUGGGGUUUGGGAUCGAGCCCCGGCUCCCCAUGCCUCUGACCAUGCUCUAUUACUUCUCGCUGCUGCUGGAGAUCGUGAGCUUCUUGCUCCGGCCCUUUGUCAGGUACAUCCCCCCCACCAACCGUCACCUGGUCACGCUACUGAACACCCCAUUCACCUUCUCUUAUAGGAAGGCACAGAAGGAUUUUGGCUACACGCCUCGCUACACAUGGGAAGAGGCCAAGGAGUGCACCGGCCGGUGGAUUGCCUCCUUGGUCCCACGGAGAAGGGAGUGCUUGAAAAGCAAGGCUGCCUGA